UAUUGGUUCUUGUCAGAACUCCCCAAUUCGUAAAACUGAACUAAAAAACCUACUGAUUAAUGUAUAGAGACCACGAAAAUAAGAGCUUCCAAUAUCAAAACUGAAAUGCAAUGACAGGUAUGGACGCCGAUAUGACGGAAAUGGAGGCAAACGUAUCGGUGGCGUUAAAUGCCGACCAGACAGAUGUUGUUCGAAAUUUGCUGACAAUGGCUAGGCAACUCAUCGAUCAAAACAAGCCGUCGCAGUCUCUUCAAGCUUGCAAGUCUCAAGUCAACAUUUUGGAGCAUGCUGAUAAAUAUAAUGGAGCAACACAGAUGUUACAGACGAUAUGCCGUAUUUAAAAAGUUGAGUUAUUUUUUAAAUGAAUGCUCCGCCGAGCUAAAUUAUAAGAUUGCAUAGUGGCUUCCUGAUUUGCAUUCUGUUAUUUGGUAAAAUAGACCAUAAAUACUGAUGUGACACAGUAUAGAGAGCUAAAUAAAAAUGGAAGAAGGAGGAGAGGGAAAAAGAGGAAAAGGUAGACAAGGGAGAAGAAGAAACAAAAAUUUGAGGAAAUUUUAUUACUUUGCAUUUAAUAUUCAAUGGUCUAUCUAUUAAUGGAAUGGAAUAAAUCAAUUAUGAGAAAACCUCUUGAUUGAAGUUUUAAAUCUUUUCUUAAAAAUAAAUAUCUAACUUUUGUUACUGUUCAAAAUUGUAUUAACUAGGAUUCCCGCCACUCUUAUUUCCCUAACCUCUUGAUUUAAGUCCUAAUUCUUUUCUUAAAAAUAAAUAUCUAACCUUUUUUACUCUUCAAUAUUGUAUCAAUUAGGAUCUUCGUCACUCUUAUUGCCCUGGUAAAUGAUGUUGUACAGAAAGUGACUGGAACAAGAGGGAUCCACCGAGAAGAAUCACCUUCUUUUUUUAGGAGGAAAUUUUUAUCCAAACUUAGUCCAUGAGAUGUAAGAAAUCCAAGUGAACUUUUUCAUUUUGAAAAGUAAGGCCAUAGGUGGGUAUGACUUUACAGUGGAAAGGAACAUUUUAAGAAAUGAUAUUUUCUACCGCUUUAUUUAGUCAUAGUGACGAUCAAUUGAAGAUGUCAGUCCGUUGAGCCAAAUAAUGUAAUUUAGAUGUUUGGAAAGGAACAUUUUAAGAAGUGAUAUUUAGUGCUUUAUUUAGUCACGGUGAUUUAGUGCUUUAUUUUGUCACGGUGAUGAUUAGUUGAAGAUGUCAGUCCUUUCAGCCAAAUAAUGCAAUUUAGAUGUUUUUGAAAUUAAAAAACUCAAAUUCAUAAAUAUAGCCUUUGUUUGAGCCCCAUUUUUUGGAAACAAAUUGCAUUCUUAGAUAGUGUUUUACAUUAUUUCAGCCUCAUAUUUUUUAAUAAAAUAAUAUUACACAUAAAUCCAAAAAAAAUUCUUUAUUUUUUAAUCACAUAUUUCUCAUCAAUAUACUAUUCAAAAAUGCAUUUUCCCCCAAAAAUGGGGCUCAAACAACGGCAUAAUUGAUGUUUCGAGUUGACCACAAGGCAUCCAUCAAGGCCUAUUUUUUGGGGAUUGAGGAUUAAGAACUGUGGUAGACUUACAAGUAAACAGGUAUUCUAAUAUCCUCCCAUUGUUAAUUUUAACUUACUAUUGUCAUAUUGUUCUGUUUUCACCUGUUUGCUCCAUAUUCUCUUCAACGUCAAUCCUUCAAACGUGGAGUUAUAAAGUCUCUGGCCACUUGAAGUGGGAACUGUAUAGCCGUUUUCCCUACAUGACUUGGAAAGGAAGCUAGCUUUGUUUGGUUUUGCCGGUCAUCUUUGUAGUGAUGGCAGUGAGAUUUCAAGGCGGGGAUGAAGCUGUUACUCAAGCUCUUAAUCGUGCUCGAGAUCUCUACAGAAACAAAGUUCAAGCUAGUGCUGCUGCUGAUGAGCUGGCUUCGUUGUUUGCAGAAUGUGCAAUUGCAGAGGCCAUGCCACCUGAAUCUGAAUCAUCUCAGAACCAUGUUUUUGCUGAAUCCGUUGAACCGGAUGUUUAUGGAACUUCUAUACUCGCCGAGACUGGCAGGAAGCAAAUCAUGCUUGAUGCAUUCUCAGAUGGAAGCAGCUUCAUCUGCUUACAAUGUGGAGGUCUUGUUAGCAAUCAUCGCAAAGAGGAACAUUAUGCAUUCUGGUGUUGCAAAAUCUGACUUCUUGUAGUUUCUUGGAUGUAAGCACUAUUUUAUCACCGUGAAAUGCAUACAAUAUUCGUAUUGUAAUUUGCUUGUGCAUUUGAUGGCCACUUUCGAGAAUGUAUCCCCCUUUUAUUCGAGGAAUAUACUUUGUGUCUGGAUAAUGAGGUUUGUCAACCAAUGAAUAGAUAUCUUGUCUUCUGCAAAUAUUUAGUAAUAUCUUAUUAAGUGUACCA
Messenger RNA from Olea europaea var. sylvestris, 2357 nucleotides. RefSeq lists its product as uncharacterized. The record is from RefSeq and is a predicted model, not a curated record. NCBI's taxonomy places the organism in Eukaryota, Viridiplantae, Streptophyta, Magnoliopsida, Lamiales, Oleaceae. The transcript has 3 exons. Bases 1780 to 2139 code for a protein of 119 amino acids.